Molecule: messenger RNA, 1504 nt
Organism: Momordica charantia (bitter melon)
Lineage: Eukaryota; Viridiplantae; Streptophyta; Magnoliopsida; Cucurbitales; Cucurbitaceae
Product: Pectate lyase family protein
Molecular function (GO): pectate lyase activity
Source: RefSeq, a predicted model, not a curated record
UCCUACACACAAAUUAAGAGAGACAGUAGCCAUGGAAAUUAAUCCCAUCUUCGUCCUUCUGAUAAUCUUUGCCACUCUUCUUCUCCAAAUGAGCUCCAUUUCAUCCUCUCCCGUGGCCGACCCCGAGACGAUCGUUGAAGAAGUUCUCACGAGCAUCAACAAUGCGAGUAGAAGGAAGUUGGGGUUUCUGUCGUGUGGAACCGGGAACCCAAUCGACGACUGCUGGCGGUGCGACCCCAACUGGGAGAAGAACCGGAAGCGGCUCGCGGACUGCGGCAUUGGGUUCGGAAAGCGAGCCAUUGGCGGCAAAGACGGAAAGUUUUACGUGGUGACUGACCCAAGCGACAAAGACGUGGUGAACCCGAAGCCGGGGACUCUACGCCACGCCGUGAUCCAAAAGGAGCCGCUGUGGAUAACCUUCAAGCGGGACAUGGUGAUAAAACUGAAGGCGGAGCUGUUGAUGAACUCGUUCAAGACCAUCGACGGGCGUGGGGCGUCGGUGCACAUCGCGGGUGGGCCCUGCAUAACCAUACAAUUCGUGACCAACAUAAUAAUCCACGGCAUCAACAUCCACGACUGCAAGCAGGGGGGGAACACGUACGUCCGCGAUUCGCCGGACCACUACGGCUGGAGAACUCUAUCGGACGGCGACGGGGUUUCCAUUUUUGGCGGCACCCAUAUUUGGAUCGACCAUUGUUCUCUGUCCAACUGCCGCGAUGGGCUGAUCGAUGCCAUUCAUGGGUCCACUGCCAUCACCAUUUCUAACAAUUACAUGACCCACCACAACAAGGUCAUGCUUUUGGGCCAUAGCGAUUCCUACACUCAAGACAAGAAUAUGCAAGUUACUAUAGCUUUUAACCAUUUUGGUGAAGGACUCGUACAGAGAAUGCCCAGAUGCCGACAUGGGUAUUUUCAUGUGGUCAAUAAUGACUAUACCCAUUGGAUAAUGUACGCCAUUGGUGGCAGUGCAUCUCCCACCAUCAACAGCCAAGGGAACCGUUACCUUGCUCCCAAUGACCAAAACAACAAAGAGGUGACGAAGCAUGAGGAUGCACCGCAGAGCCAAUGGAAGAAUUGGAAUUGGAGAUCGAGUGGAGAUUUAAUGUUGAAUGGUGCGUUCUUCACGAUGUCGGGUGCUGGAGCAUCGUCAAGCUACGCCAGGGCGUCGAGCUUGAGUGCGAAGUCGUCGUCUCUGGUGGGCUCCAUGACGGCCACGGCCGGGGUGCUGAGAUGUAGAAAAGGCUCUCGGUGCUAGCUCAGCAGCGAGUGGACCAGAACGACAGCGUAUUGGAGAUAAGCAAGGAGAGAUAUAGGGGUGGUUUCGUCUUCUUGUAUAGUAAUUUUUACUUUGUGUUUCUUAAUUGGUCACAACUGGAAAGCUCUCUGUUUUUUUUUUUUUUAAGAAAAGUUGUGUUUUCAGAGUGAGUGACCCACCAUUUGUAAUUCUGUCUUACAAUAUUAUAUAAAUAUUACUAAGUGAAAAAGAAGAAAAAAAAUUCACUGA